AUGGUGAACACCGCCACCUUAGGCGCGUGUGGGGGCGUGGAGUGGCCUAGAGGCGGUUUAGGGUUUAGGAUAUAUGUGAAGAAGCUAUUGGGAGACAGCAUUUCCAUGGCAGUAGGUGAAAAAUGGUCAAAAUUGAGAAAGCUUUCCAACCAUGCCUUCCAUGGAGACAGCUUAAAAAAUAUGAUUCCAGACAUGAUAGCUAGUGCUGAGACAAUGCUUGAAGGGUGGAAAAAGCAUGAAGAAAAAGAGAUUGAGGUGUGUGAACAUUUUAGGUUGUUCACUUCAGAAGUGAUUUCAAGGACAGCAUUUGGUAGCAAUUAUUUAGAAGGGAUGGAUAUUUUUGACAUGUUGAUGAAGUUAAGCUCCUUGAUAUUCAGAAACUCUCACAACUUCAGGGUUCCUGGCAUCAGCAUGUUGUAUAAAACAAGUGAUGAGAAAGAAUCAGAGAAGCUUGAGAAAGGAAUACAGGACACCAUUUUAGAAAUUGUUAAGAAAAGAGAAGGGGAGGCGGUGACCGGAGAAGAAGACAGCUUUGGGACUGAUUUUCUUGGUUUACUUUUGAAGGCUCACCAUAAUGCGGAUAACAAACAGAGGAUCUCGGUGAACGAAUUGGUUGAAGAGUGCAAGACGUUUUACUUUGCUGGACAAGAUACCACUAACUCUUUGCUUGUUUGGACUGUCUUUCUUCUGGUUCUCCAUCCGGACUGGCAGGAGGAAGCGAGAAAGGAAGUACUGCAUUUAUUCAGCAAACAACCACCAAAUCCCGAUGGCCUUGCCAAACUGAAAACAAUGAGUAUGAUCUUCAAUGAGUCUCUGAGGCUAUAUCCUCCAGUUAUAAGCCUCGUACGAAGAGUGGAUAAGGUUAAAUUGGGAAACCUCACUGUUCCUUCUAAUGUUGAAAUACUUGUCCCAAAUCUAGCACUUCAUCAUGAACCUCAGUUCUGGGGACAAGAUGUGAAUGUUUUCAAACCGGAUAGAUUCUCCGAAGGUGUUGCUAGUGCUACUAACAACAACAUGGCUGCAUUCUUACCCUUUGGAAUGGGACCUAGAACUUGUGUUGGUCUCAACUUUUCCACCACAGAAGCAAAGAUCGCUCUUUCAGUGAUUUUACAACGGUACUCCUUCACCCUUUCCCCAGCCUAUGUCCACUCCCCCUUUCAGUUUCUCACAGUUCGUCCCCAGCAUGGACUUCAAGUUAUUUUACACUCACUCUGA
Argentina anserina (silverweed cinquefoil) is the source of this 1215-nucleotide messenger RNA. Its product is annotated as cytochrome P450 CYP749A22-like. Gene Ontology annotation, molecular function: oxidoreductase activity, acting on paired donors, with incorporation or reduction of molecular oxygen; monooxygenase activity; heme binding. NCBI's taxonomy places the organism in Eukaryota, Viridiplantae, Streptophyta, Magnoliopsida, Rosales, Rosaceae. The record is from RefSeq and is a predicted model, not a curated record.